Molecule: messenger RNA, 1171 nt
Organism: Chilo suppressalis (striped riceborer)
Lineage: Eukaryota; Metazoa; Arthropoda; Insecta; Lepidoptera; Crambidae
Source: the annotation of a GenBank genome assembly
UAAAAUUUGUCUAUGGUGCUGUUAUUUCACUUUGGUACCGAUGUCGAAAUAACAGUGAAAGUCAAAUUUAGCAAAAAUAUAUCGAAAAUGAAUAAAUUAAAAUCAUCACAGAGAGAUAAAGUGAAGAAAUUCGUCGCAUUCACGCAAACAAGUGAGACAACGGCAAUAUAUUGUCUCUCGCAAAAUGAUUGGAAGCUGGACCUCGCGAGUGAUAAUUACUUCCAGAACCCUGAGGCAUACUACAAAGACCCCGUGAAAGCUUCAGUGGAUAGAAAAAAGCUCGAACAACUAUUUAACAAGUAUAGAGAUCAGCAAGAGACGGAUAAAAUCACCGUGGAUGGUGUUAUGAAGUUCCUAGAAGAUUUAAAUCUUAGUCCUGAAUCUAUUUUAGUUCUUAUUAUUGCAUGGAAAUGCAAAGCUGCUGUGCAAUGUGAAUUUACAAAAGAUGAGUUUACAACGGGUCUGCUUGAAUUAGGGGCUGACAGUAUAGACAAACUGAAAGCCAAACUGCCAACACUGGAAUCAGAAAUAAAAGAUACAAAUAAAUUCAAAGAUUUCUAUCACUUUACAUUUAAUUAUGCCAAGAAUCCAGGUCAAAAAGGCCUUGAGCUUGAUAUGGCAAUAGCCUAUUGGAAUAUUGUGCUCCGUGGGAGGUUUAAAUUUUUAGAUGCUUGGUGUAAAUUUCUCACAGACCAUCAUAAGAGAUCUAUACCAAAAGAUACUUGGAAUCUCCUGCUAGAUUUCGCCACUCAAAUUGAUGAUGGUAUGAGCAACUAUGAUGCAGAAGGAGCUUGGCCAGUCCUUAUAGAUGAUUUUGUGGAGUGGUGUCAGAAGCAAGGGCUCACAGCGGAUGGGGUUAAAGCAUUGGAGCCAGCGUCUGGCUAGCUGACAAUGAAUGGCUACCCAAAGCAUGAAGCGAUGACACUUGAUACAUUUGUAGAGGCAGAACAACAUGAAUGUAAUCUUGCCGAUACUCUAAAGACAUACAUACUUUUCCUGCUGUCUCGCUUUUUGCUAUACAGUCUAGAGCUGUGUACCGUGGAGUGGAUUGCAGUCUUGAUUGUGUAUGAACUAUGUAGCUGACUAAAUUGUAACUUGAUAUUAUCACCUGAAGGUAUACCACAUAAGGAAACUGUUGUUAUCUUAAUGUAAAUUAUGACAUUUAAAAGCC